This is a messenger RNA of Diaporthe citri, 4308 nucleotides long. RefSeq lists its product as uncharacterized. Gene Ontology annotation, molecular function: protein binding. The record is from RefSeq and is a predicted model, not a curated record. The transcript is spliced from 3 exons. Lineage: Eukaryota; Fungi; Ascomycota; Sordariomycetes; Diaporthales; Diaporthaceae. The coding region runs from base 1 to 4308 and encodes 1435 amino acids.
AUGUCGGAAAUAUCACCACAGUGGUCUCGCGUCAUAUCUGACCUGCGCAACGACCCCGAGUCCAGAUUCAAGGACCACCGCAACCUCCUCCAGGAUGCCACCCUCGACGUUGCGGCCCGCGAGCUCACUCAGGUUGAGUCUCAGCAUUCUCGCGAAAGUACGAGUUGGAAGGCCCUGCAGAAAGUGAAACCGCUCCUGAAUGUUCUCGACGGGUUUGCCGGGUUUGCGGGCACCCUCGCUUCUCUUGACCCGCAUGGCAUUGCCUCGAUCGUCAUUGGCAGCUUCAGAAUAGUCAUCAAGCUUGCGGGUGGCUACAUGUCGGCCUUCGAGAAGAUCAGCUCGUCUUUCGCAUACAUCCACGAUGAGUUGGGUAGGUUGCUUGCCCACGAAAACAGAUUCAAGGCAAAACCCUCGAAACGCCUCAACAACGUCUUGUAUAAGGUUUUCAAGGCAUACUGGGCCUUCUUCGAAGAUGUGUACGGGCUGCUCUACUCCACAAAGCGCCAUAGGUCGAAGGGCCUGGGUUCGCAUUUGAAGGAUUUUGUAACAGGACACGUUGCCGAGGUCGAGUCUCACAUCAAUGGCUUUCAAGAACUGUGCGCCACGGCGAAUAAAGAGAUACAACUGGCAUCUGAGCAGAAGAGGGAUGACGAUAAUGCCACACUACAGGAAGGGAUCGAGAGAAUACUGGCAGAAAUGUCGAAACAGGAGCAGAGGUAUUUCCGUCAGGAUUGUCUCCGGUUCAAGGACUGGGUUGCACCUGUCGACAUGAACGAGAAGAUGAAGACGCUGCUCAAGAAGAGAACCCCCGGCACAGGCAGUUGGAUCUUUCAGAACAAGUCCUUUCGUUCUUGGCUGGAUGGCGAGUCCUCAAACGAAGUGAAGACCCGCUCGGUGCUUUGGUUGACAGCAGGUCCUGGCUUCGGUAAAUCGUCCCUGGCGGCAUUUCUCGCCAACCAUCUCGGGCGCACAGUCACAACCGGCGUUGCCUAUUUCUCCGUCGACACCACGAGCAACGAGACGGACACCUCGAUUGUACCUGCGUUGCUGCGGACAAUCCUUGACCAGCUGUUCGCUGUCGAUCCCAUCACCAAUGAGCCACACUUUGAGAUCAAACCUUCGACAAUCCGCAAUGCAGGAGCCUUCCGUCCCGCUGACAUCGUUUCCUACCUCUCCGUGCUCAAAGAGACACUGAGGGAGCAGAGCAAGCCGACGGCGAUCAUUAUCGAUGCGCUGGAUCAGUGCCCCAGCAACGAAACCACCCAGUAUCAGCUUGAGGAGCUCUUAUCAGCCAUCACGGGCCUCCCGUCCACCUGCAAGAUCCUCCUUCUCCCGGUCCCGAAGUUCCUCACAAAGGAUGACAUCUCGCCGGACAUAUCUGCGUACGUCCUGAGCUCCUUGGACGAAGUCACGGAAGAUAAGAUGUGCAAGUGGCAAGACGAUUUCCGAGACGAUCUCGAGGGCGAAAUCAUCAAACGCUCCGAGGGCAUGUUCAAGUGGACAGAACUGGUCGUCAAAGACCUCAGCACUCGCAAGGCGAAAAGCGAUAUGGGCUUCGCACGGGCAACGCUCGAUCGCGUGCCGCGCGGACUGAAGGAGAUCUACCAGCGGGCACUCGAGAAUAUAGGCAGGAUCGAGGACGACGAGGAGAAGCGCCAAGUGUCUCGCAUUCUACAGUGGAUCCUCCGCAACUAUCGCCCACUGCGGGUGAAGGAGAUCUCGGCGGCUCUGGCCAGCGAGGCCGAAGAUCCCUCGAGUGACCUGCGCGACUUGCUGGACAGGCAUCUCAGCGACCUUGUCUACGUUGACUUCGAGACCGACAUAAUCACAAUGACGCACCACACCGCGACCGAGUUUCUCACCGCCAGCACCCGCUACCGGUGCGCAGAUGGGUUCCAACUGAUUCCCGACCAGCUGGCUGAGAUCGACCUAGACAUGCUCCUGGCUUGCCUUUCGUUCUGGAAUGACUCUGAUCGCCAGUUCUUGGAUGCAACUCCAGUUUCGCGCGAAACCGAAGAACGGUUUGAGGAGGUUCUCCGGGGAUACGAUGCAAUGGAAUACUCGUGCAUCGGCCUGGUCCAUCACCUAUCCCAAGUCGCCGAGGCACAGCUGUUCCCAGAAGAACUUGAAAGUGCAUUGGACUGCUUCUUCCGCCUUGACGAGCACCAGAACCUGCUGAGGUGGCUCCAGAUGUUCUGCUACCUCCGCUUCACGAACCGCAGAGGAGCAAACGAGGCAUACUCGGCUGUGUUUGAGGCGUUGCGGGACGCAGAUUCAGCCGCUCAUAGCCCGCUCCGGAGGCUUCUCGACGACAAGUAUCCAGACAUCAGGGGCCAUCUCGGGUUCUCGGACGGCGGCCGUUUUCUCCGCUGGCAGCAAAUCCUCGCAAACCCCGUUCCGCCGUGCUUCAGCGCGACGCUGCUCGCGUCCUUCUUCAACUUCCCCGGCGCAGUCGAGUCGUUGGCAGCGGAGGGCGAGACGCUACAUUACGGGCGCGUGACGAGGCCUAGUGCAGUGUUCUGGGCGGCCUAUGGUGACGCCACCGACUCGAUGGCACUGCUGCUCAGCAAGGAUUACAUCGACAAGUUCCCUUCGUUUCGGAACCCAACUGAUCAGGCGGCGCACCACCCCUCCCCUCUGCUUGAAGCCGUCCGGCUGCGCGAGCAUAUGGAGUCACGCCCUGGCACAUACCCCACGGCUAUUAUGCUCCUAGACCACGGCUGCCGGAUCUCAGACGGCUUCGAGAUCACGCUCCUCAGUUCUCCUCCUGACUCACCUGGGGCAAGGGAGCUCGCUGAACGCGUGCUGAAGAUUCCAAACGCCUUCACUUUCCACCAAGACUCGCUCGGCGGCAUCAUCAACUACGCCGUCUUUGCGGGCCAGUCACAGAUCCUGGCAGCCUUCGUCCAGGACAAGAGGCUCCUGGAAAAUCUGGCCGCAAGAAACCCAUCGCUGCAAGACCACGUAGCCGAGAUUAAGAAUCCCGAGCUGCGAGAAAAGUCGGAUUUCUUGGUAGCCAUGCUGGCCGGCGUGCCGGGCCGCCUCGAGCGAGGGAUCAGCGCGAUGCAGCUCGCGGGUCUCAACAACGACUCGCGCUCGAUCCGUCUGCUUUGCCCGUCCGAAUUUUAUGCUCGGCACCUGACCAACCAUGUCGGAUUCAAUGGAUGGACUCCCUUGCAUUGUGCAGCGCAGAGAGGACUCGAGGUCUUCAGGCAGAAGAAAGGUCACCACAACGAAUGGCUCACGACGGUGAGGAGCAUCCAUGCGGAAGACCACGGCGUCAGCGCGCUUCUCGAGCUCUCAUCGGAUCCCGACCUCGCGGACCGGGCUGGAAACCUUCCCAUCCACCUUUCUGCGUAUCACGGAUGUGAGGCAACUGUCUCGCGGCUGUCACAAUGUCAUAAUGAAUGGGAUAGGGUCAACAACGAGGGCAAAACACCGCUGGCCAUAGCUCUACAACUCCGCCACCUCGAAGUGGCCAAGACCCUCCUCAGCAGAGGCGCGAGUCUUGACAAAGUCUCAGACGACGUCCGCCACCAGUUCAGCGUCCUCCGCGACGACGCCGCCCACGAUGUCAAGAUCGAGGCACAGAGGCCUGAGUGGCUGUUCUACGCAGCUUGCAUAAGGUCAUAUACGAGGCGGCAGGGCCGACCAGGCUUCCCCCUGCCGAUCGUGGCCCGCAUCCUCCGGGACUGCGGCAUCUUCGAGGUCGUCGAGGUGGAGCGGCGCGACGAGUACAGGUUCGAAGAACGCACCCCGGGAAUCCUGUACCUUCAGAGCCCGCCCGUCACACCGAGCAGCAGCAGCCGGCCGGUCGAGGGGCUGGUCGUCGAGGCGCGGUCGGGCCUCGGCGAGUGGGCGUGGCUCAAGGCGGAAAAGUUCGAGGGCGGCGGCGGGCGCGUGGUGCCGUGGCUUGACCGCCGCCUCUUCCACCGGGGCAAAUGGGGAUACGCGGACGACUCUGCCACCUUCUCUGCCGAUAAUGCUUCAGACAGGGCGUACCUCGGGUCUCUGAGGCCCGGCGACCGCGUGGCCCUCGUGCCUCUGGGGAUCUACCCGGCCUGGACCGUCGUGAUGGAGCACGCCCGCCUCAGGCUGGUCAUGUCUGGCAUCAGGGAUUACUUUAGCAACCAAGACCGCGAGCGGAUCUGGAAGCCGCGAAAAAUGGAGGAGACUAUUCCCAAUGCCGUACAGAUGCGGUUCUACAAGAACUAUGGCAAGGAUGCAAGAAGAAUUGUCGGCAUCCCGUUCAGGCACGUGGACGACAACUCUUCCCGUUCGAACACGCUACCAGUGAGAAUGGUGUGA